AGUAUAAAAUAUCUGGUGCUCUAAAAAACAUGGUGGCUUUAUCUCUCCCCUCCACCUUGAGUUGCAGUUGCCGUCGAAGAAGACGGAGAAUGAACACACUGUUACUUCCUCCGCCGUUACAACUCCGUUUUCCAUGUAUUGAAUUCCGUCUACACACCAAUCACCGGCUUCAAAAACAGCCUUCAAGUUGCCAUGUGUCUAUCUCCAAGCAAUUGAAUAUGGAGGAAGAUGAAGACUACAAUGGGCGGUACGAUUUCAGUCCUCUGCUUCAAUUUCUUUCGACUUACACAGCCAAUUCAGAGCCGAAUUAUGAAUUGGAGCCGACCGAGUUGCGGCUGGCGGAGUCAUACCGAGCGGUGCCGGCUCCACUCUGGCACUCUCUUCUGAAAAAUCUGUCCUCCACGCCAUCCUCAAUUUCGAUAGCGUAUUCACUCGUUACAUGGCUUCAAAAGCACAACGUUUGUUUCUCAUACGAACUCCUCUACUCUAUUCUCAUUCACGCCCUCGGACGCUCCGACAAGUUGUACGAGGCUUUUUUGCUCUCACAGCGACAAACACUCACCCCCUUAACCUACAAUGCACUUAUUGGUGCUUGUGCAAGGAAUGGUGAUCUCGAAAAGGCACUUAAUUUGAUGUCUAGAAUGCGCAGAGACGGGUAUCAAUCUGACUAUGUUAAUUAUAGUUUGAUUAUUCAGUCGCUUAUCCGUAGUAAUUCUAUUGAUUUGACUAUGUUAGACAAGUUUGUUGAUGAAAUUGAAACUGAUAUGAUUGAACUUGACGGGCAAUUGUUGAAUGAUAUGAUUGUGGGUUUCGCUAAAGCUGGUGAUGUUGAUAGAGCUUUAUGUUUCAUGGCUGUUGUUCAAGGUAAUGGGUUGAGCCCCAAAACAGCUACUGUUGUUACCUUGAUAUCUGAGUUGGGUAACUCAGGUAGGACUGAGGAGGCUGAGGCUGUCUUUGAGGAGUUGAAAGAAGGCGGGUUAAAGCCAAGGACGAGGGCGUUUAAUGCACUUUUGAAAGGCUAUGUUAAAACUGGAUCUUUGAAAGAUGCUGAGCAUAUUGUGUCUGAGAUGGAGAGGAGUGGGGUGGCACCGGAUGAACAUACAUAUAGCUUGCUGAUAGAUGCUUAUGGAAAUGCAGGUAGGUGGGAAAGUGCGAGAAUUGUUUUGAAAGAAAUGGAAGCGAAUAAUGUUCAGCCGAAUUCAUUUGUGUUUAGUAGGAUUUUAGCUAGUUAUCGUGAUAGGGGAGAGUGGCAGAGAUCAUUUCAGGUUCUUAAAGAAAUGAAGAAUAGUGGGGUGAAUCCUGAUAGGCAGUUUUAUAACAUAAUGAUUGAUACUUUUGGCAAGUACAAUUGUUUGGAUCAUGCAAUAUCUACAUUUGAAAGGAUGAAGUUGGAGGAAAUUGAACCUGAUACUGUUACAUGGAACACACUUAUAGAUUGCCAUAGUAAGCAUGGCCAUCACAAUAAAGCGGAGGAGCUGUUUGAGGCCAUGCAGGAAAGUGGAUGUUUUCCGUGCACCACCACAUACAAUAUAAUGAUUAAUUCUUUUGGUGAGCUCGAGAAAUGGGAGGAAGUAAAGGGCCUGCUGAGUAAAAUGCAGAGUCAGGGCCUACUGCCCAACGUUGUUACAUAUACCACUCUGAUUAAUAUUUAUGGGCAGUCAGGAAGGUUCAAUGAUGCUAUUGAGUGCUUAGAGGUGAUGAAGUCUGCUGGAUUGAAGCCAUCUUCAACCAUGUAUAAUGCCUUGAUCAAUGCCUAUGCACAGAGGGGAUUGUCUGAACAAGCAGUAAAUGCCUUUAGGAUCAUGAAGGGAGAUGGUCUAAAGCCCAGCCUGUUAGCUCUCAAUUCACUAAUUAAUGCAUUUGGUGAGGAUAGGAGAGAUGCUGAAGCUUUUGCUGUAUUGAAGUAUAUGAAAGAAAAUGAUAUGAAAGCGGAUGUAGUUACUUACACCACUCUCAUGAAAACCUUGAUACGUGUGGAGAAAUUUGAAAGGGUUCCAGCUGUUUAUGAAGAAAUGCUAUUGUCUGGAUGCAUCCCAGAUAGGAAAGCUAGAGCAAUGCUACGCUCUGCUUUGAGAUACAUGAAGUCUACAUUGAAAUUGUAGCAGACUGCAAGUCACUCUAACAAAAACGACCAUGGUGAAUCAUGAUUUUUGAGUUCAACUUUCAAUUUUAGCUUUGGUUCACAUUUGUGCAUCAACCUAUGUCACCAUUCAAGAGCUUCAUGUUUGACAGCUAAAUUGGGGGACAAGGAAGUUAAAAAUUUAAGGUUAACAACGGAUCCAAGGUCCAAAUUCGUCCCAGCAUACUUUCAUCUACAUACUUGUACAGUUCGUAUAGCUACAAAGCAAAUAUUCAGCUUGUCUUUUUUUGUGUAACUUGUCAAGUGUCAUAUUUUUGUAAUUGCAGUUUUGAGUCUAGGUCUCUAGGAACAGGAUUUCUAGCAUAAUGUUGAUUUACAGUCAUGUCCUAUCUUAUGAUAAGAGGUCACAAAAAUAAAUUUAAGCAUGUGGAUAGGGUCUUGCAAAUAACUGAGCUCCUCAGAAGCCUGUUUACUUAAGGAUUUUAGCUGUCA
This is a messenger RNA of Lycium barbarum (goji berry), 2572 nucleotides long. RefSeq names its product pentatricopeptide repeat-containing protein At5g42310, chloroplastic. The coding region runs from base 30 to 2102 and encodes 690 amino acids. The transcript has 5 exons. Gene Ontology annotation, molecular function: protein binding. The record is from RefSeq and is a predicted model, not a curated record. Lineage: Eukaryota; Viridiplantae; Streptophyta; Magnoliopsida; Solanales; Solanaceae.